AUGGAGUUGAAAGUCACGUCGAAGAAGGGAACCGGCUUCUAUCUUCGGGCCGCUGCGACCUUCUUGCGUGGCACAGCGGACAAGCCCCCAGUUCCCUCCAUCGUUCUCAGCGGCGCCGGCUCAGCCGCCUCCAUCGUGGCCGACGUCGCCCGCACGAUCGAGAAGCAAGGCCUGGCGAAGAUUUCGCACCUGGAGACGUCCUUCCCGGAGGUGGGUGGCCGGGCAGCUCCGCGCCUUGCUGCGACGCUGACAGCCCCGUGGCCUUACCCAGAUCCCGGCAGCUACAGCAACUUCGACCAAGUGGUGGUGGAGAGCUACGACCUCGACCAGGAAAUCGACUUCGACAAAGGGGUGCUGAGGGGCUCCAUCCUGCUGCACGUGCGUGGUCUGGAGUCGAGCAACUCUGUAGUCCUGGACACCCGGGGGCUCGCCGUGACGGGCGCCUUCCUUGGCUCGGAGACGCUGCAGUGGGAAGUGGGGAGCAAGGGUCGCAAGUCCGAGGCGCUGGGUGAAGCGUUGGAGAUCUACUUCCCCAAGCCGCUGGCAGCCAAGGAGACAGCUUCCAUUCGCGUGGAGUAUUCGACUGCGCCAGAUGCGGUGGCAGUGCAGAUUCUCUCCCCAGAGCAGACGAUGGGGAAGCAACACCCCUACCUCUUCACGCAGUGCCAGGCGAUCCACGCGCGGUGCCUGAUGCCCUGCCAAGAUACGCCUGGAGUAAAGAGCUCCUACAAGGCGAAGAUCACGGCACCGGCGCCGCUGACGGUGCUCAUGUCUGCCGUCUCGGAAGGUGAGCCCGAGAGCGUGGAGGGUGGGAAGCGGCGUUUCGCCUUUACGCAGAAAGUGCCUAUCCCAUCCUACUUGCUGGCCAUUGCCUGUGGCAACCUCGUCAGCCGGAAAAUCGGCCAGCGAAGCCACGUCUGGAGUGAGCCCGAGGCCAUCGAAGCCUGUGCCUUUGAGUUCUCUGACACGGACAAGUUCAUGAGCAUUGGCGAGAAGCUUUUCGGGGAGUAUGUUUGGGGCGUCUAUGACUUGCUGGUGUUGCCGCCCUCCUUCCCAUAUGGCGGUAUGGAGAAUCCUUGCCUCACAUUUGUGACGCCGACCCUGUUGGCUGGGGACAAGUCCCUGGCGGAUGUGGUGGCCCAUGAGAUUACACACAGCUGGUUCGGGAACCUCUGUACCAACCGAAGUUGGGAGUGCUUUUGGCUCAACGAGGGCUUCACCAAAUUUGGGGAGUGCCGCAUCAUGCAGAAUAUGCACGGCAAGGACUACGAGCAGCUCCUGCUGCGGAAUCUGUGCCUCAAGCUGAAGGAGGACGUGGCCCUUUUUGGCACCGGCCACGAGUUCACGAAGCUGUGUCCGCGCCUGCCUGGCGUUGACCCGGACGAUGCUUUCAGCGGCAUCCCCUACGUGAAGGGCCAGAUGAUGCUUCUGCACCUCGAGAGCCUCGUGGGGCAGGAGCGCUUCGAGGCCUACCUCCGCGCGCACGUCAAGCGCUUCACCGGCGGCUGCUUAGAUGAGAAGGACUUCAAGAGCUUCUUCUUGGAGCACUUUGCUGGUGAGCCUGCGGUCCAGGGCGUGGACUGGAACACCUGGUUCUACGGCUGCGGGCUGCCGCCAAUGCCAGAGGUGGACUCGCGCCUGGCCAAGGAGGUAGAUCUCCUCUGCGCAUCUCUGCUGGGUGGCUAUGAUGGGGCCGCAGAGGACAUCAAAGGAUGGUUUCCAGCUCAGACUGAGUUGCUUUUGGAUCGGCUCAUCGACCAUGCGCGGGAGCAGGCCGAGAAGAAGCAGGUCGAGGAGGUGAAGAGCAAACUCGAUGUGUGGAAUGCUGCUUAUCAGUUUGACCAGACGAAAAACUCAGAGCUUCGAUUCAGGUGGCUGAUGCUGGCUCUGGUCUGCGGCGACGAGUCCAGAGUCGACGCCGCCAUUGCCAUGGCCAAGGAGGUCGGCCGCAUGAAGUUCACGCGGCCCCUGUAUCGAGAGCUGGCCAAGCAGGCCGGCCGAAGGGAGAAGGCCAAGGCGGCCUUCGCUGUAGCCAAGGCCACCUACCACCCGAUCACGGCCAAGAUGGUGGCUCAAGACUUGGCCAAGGCGGGUGCGGAGAGCUAG
Molecule: messenger RNA, 2106 nt
Organism: Symbiodinium natans
Lineage: Eukaryota; Dinophyceae; Suessiales; Symbiodiniaceae
Source: the annotation of a GenBank genome assembly